Drepanopeziza brunnea f. sp. 'multigermtubi' MB_m1 is the source of this 5481-nucleotide messenger RNA. The record is from RefSeq and is a predicted model, not a curated record. Lineage: Eukaryota; Fungi; Ascomycota; Leotiomycetes; Helotiales; Drepanopezizaceae.
AUGGAAGACGAUCCCGAGCCCGUUUCUUUUUGUCCCUACCGGAGACAAGUUACUUAUGACCCGUCCUCUGUCCAGACGGGACGAUACGAAGUCCAAACGCAGAAAUUUGAACUACAGACCUCGAAAUUUGAGCCUACAAAACAAACGAGAUACGGCCGUCCCAAGACAUUUACGGGCACGGAUAAGGAUCUCGCUUUGCUUGCAGCGUGCGAGAAAGGGAGUUCUUCUGAAGAUCGAGUAGUUGACGACUCUGAUGAUGCUUCCGUGAAAGGGGACGACCAAGACGACGAUAGCCCUGCCUCUGCCAUACCCAAGGCUGACACCGAGGUGCAAGAAACUAUGGAUAGCGGGGGAUUGAAGGAUGAUGACGGUGGUGGCGGACCUUUAGAUGAGGAGGAGGCCAGCAUACCCCAGCCUGUCGCAUCAGAAUCCCCUGAUGAUGCUUCUAGUCUGCCCUCAGUUGGCCCUGAACCCGCAAUCGAUUCUCAGGAACAGAGUUUGGAUGACGGGAUCUCCCGAUCAACCGAUUCGAAGACUGCUCAUAUCGCUGUUGACAUCGCUCCACUCACUGCUGAAUUUAAAUCUAAGGCGAAGAACAGCAAACAAUCGAAGAAAGACGCAAAGAAGGAAAAGAAACAAGACAAGAAGUCCAAACAGGCAGAGAAAGAACCUGAAGAGCCAACCGAAGCUGAGAAAUUCGACGAAGAAGCACCGAAGCCUGGCAAGAAAGGGAAGAAGGGAAAGAAGCAAGACAAGUCUUGGGAACCCGAACCAGUAUUCGAGAAGGAGGUAGAGCUUGAGAAACCCGAGAAGCAGCAGAAAGGGGGGAAAGGCAAGAAGGACAAGAAGAAUCAGAAGGGAGGCAAGGGGAAGGAAAAAGGAGGAAAGAGUUCAACAAUUGUGCCAGUAAUGGCAGAUUCUCCCGCCGACGAGCCUACACCUCCACCAACAGACGACUCGUUACCAUCGGAUAGUCCUGGGGAGACCGAGACCAGUCUCGCUGCCGAUUCCGACCCAGUACCCGAGCCAGCAGUCGAGCCCCCAGCUGAGGGUGACCCAUCUGCUUCUCCUGGACUAGACGAAUCUCCCGAGCCUGCUGCCGAAGCGGAAGAAGAGAUUCCUGUGGAGAGCGAGCCAUUGCCCGAUGCGGACUCGGCACCAGCAACAGACGAACCAAGCCAGAGCGAAGAGGUGCCAGCCCCUGUGGAAGAGCCUCCCGCUGCUCCCGAGGAGACAAGUCCUGAGCCUGUAGCAGAAGAACCAGAAGCUCCGGCUCCAAGUGCUGAUGAACCGAGUGCUGAAGAACCAACUGCUGAAGAGCCGAGUGCUGAAGAGCCGAGUGCUGGGGAAGCAAGUAGUGAUCCAGUGGUCGAAGAUGCACCAGCUUCAGCCACCGAGGAAGCUAGUCCUGAGCCGGCGGUCGAAGAUGCCCCCGCCGCUGCUCCAGAGGCUGAACAAGCUAGUCCUGGGCCCGAGCCAGUGGUAGAAGAAGCACCAACUGCGGCAAGUGAAGAAGCCACGCCAGAUCCUGUGCUGGCAUCCUUGAUCUGCAAACACGGACUGACCACGCAUGUAUUGCAGAUUGAGGAGACGCCAGCACCGAUAGAAGAACCCGCCUUAGCCUCAGCUGAAGAAGAGACUCCAGCUGCUGCUGCUGAGGAGACAAGCCCAGAACCUGUAGUUGAUGAGACACCAGCCCCUGCAGAAGAGACUCCCGCUGGCGAAGAAACCCCGGCUCCUGUCGACGAAGAAUCAUCUGUGCCGGAUCCAGAACCUGAAGCAGUCAAAGAGGAAGAACCCAUUGUCGUAGAAGGGUCACCUGCUUCAGAAUCCGAGCCGGUGAAAGAAGAAGGAGUACCAAAUGUGGACGAGACGAGUACCCCGAAUCUAGAACAAGCCGAAGAAGAGGAAGCUCCUGCUGCUGCACCGGAAGAAACGUCCACCUCUGAACCAGAGUUGGAGCCUAGUGAAGGAGAUAUUCCCGCCGCUGAGACUCCAGAAGAAGCACCUUCUACAGAGCCAGAAGCAGAGGCAGAGGCAGAGCCGAAGCCAGACGCAGAGCCAGAGCCGGUAAGCAAUUUCCGACUAUGUUUUGCCCAAUCCGAUGGGCGGAGUAAGAGUGAGGCUCAUACGUUUCAGGUUGCCGAGGCUCUUGAAGCAGUCAGUGAGCCAGCUGAGGGAACACCGAGCGAGGACGUCUCUGAACCAGUGGCUGAAGAGCCCACUCCAGAGCCAGCUGCGGAGACCCCAGAAGAAGUCAGUGAGCCGAUUGCUGAGACUGUGUCUGAGCAUAUUGCCGAAGAAGGAGUUCCGGAAACAGAAGCAGCCGCUGAGGCUCCAGAGGAAGCCAGGGAGACAGUGACUGAAGCAGCUGAUGAGCCCGUUUCUGAGCCUGUUGCUGAAGAUGCAAGCCCUGAACCAGUUGCCGAAAUUACAGAAACCAGCGAGCCAGCUGAUCUGGAUCCAGUAGUCGAAGAGGCUGUUACAGAACCAGAAGCAGCCGCCGAAUCUUCAGAAGAAACCAGCGAGCCGGUCGAACAGACUACUGAGCCAGCAUCUGAGCCAGCACCUGAGCCAGCACCUGAGCCAGCACCUGAGCCAGCAUCUGAAGAGGCAACCCCAGAACCAGAGCCCGAGGCCGUAAGCAAUUCUUCAUUUCGUUUCUUUGUGGGGCCAAAUGCUCCAACACCCAUCUGUUUAGAAAUGAUCCGAGAAGCUGACGAUAAUCAGAAUGUUGAGAGUCCUGACAUUGCGGCUCCCGAGGAGACUCCUGCUGUGGCCGAAGAUUCCCCUGAAAUCGCUACCGAGACUGCGGAAGAUGAGCCAAAACAGGUUGAUGGAGAGCCUGCGCCAGCGGUUGAGGAGACCCCCGAGGCUCCUGAAGUUGUAUCUGAGCCUGUAACCGAGGAUUUGGCUACGCCUGCAGUGAGUAAUGCUCUUUAUCCUUCGAUUCCCCGGAGUUCGCUCAUGCAACUCCGGUAUUACGCCGAAGAACAGAAAGAAGAAGAGACGGCACCAACAGAGCCAGAAGUACCUUCAACAGAGAGUGACACACCAGCUCCUGUAAUUUCGGAAGAACCGCAAGCCGAAGAAGCUGCCGAGAGCACCGAAGAAGAGACUCCAAAGGACGCCGACGAAGCUACUGAGCCGGAAGCAGCAGAAGUUGCCAGUGAGGACCCGGCACCUGUUGUUGAAGCCGAAGAAUCGAUCGUGGUUGAGGGUGAACCCUCGCCCGAGGAACCUGCCUCGAAACCCGAGGAGGAGGAGCCUGCCAAUCCCGAGAACGAGCCAGACGAAGUGGUCCCCGUAGCUGAUAGCGAAGAGGUCGUAGUUCCGGUUGAAGAGGUCGAGGGGUCUAGGCCUGAGGAGGAGCAAGCAGCUCCUUCUGAGGAACCAAAGGAAGAAGCCGAGGCCCCAGUCGUAGAAGAGGCCGCCCCUGAGGUGGUACGAGAGUCAAUGGACAAGCCAUGGGUCGAGGAGUCUACGCCUGAGGAGGAGCCAGCAGCUCCUUCCGAGGAACCAAAGGAAGAAGCUGAGGCCCCAGUCGUAGAAGAGGCCGCCCCUGAAGUGGUCGAGGAGACGCCUGCUGACUCUACCGAGACACACCCUGUUGUGGAAGAAGAUGAAGGGGAGGCCGAAGUUGCAGCCUCGGAGGAGCAGGAACAGCCGGCUGUCGAUGAGCCAGAAGUACCGGCCGACGAAGAAAAACCCGAAGAGCCACCUUCGGAGUUACCAACUCCAGCAGAGGACGAGCAGAAGGACGAAGAGCCAGCCCCUGCUGAGGAACCAGCUGAAGCAGAGCCAGCUGUCGAAGAGCCAGCCCCUGCUGAGGAACCAGCUGAAGCAGAGCCAGAAGCUGCUGUCGAAGAGCCAGCUCCAGAAGCUGCUGUCGAAGAGCCAGCUCCCGCUGAGGAACCAGCUGAAGCAGAGCCAGAAGCCGUUGUUGAACCAGAAGUUGAAGCCACUCCCGAGGCCAAUCCCGAGGAUGCUCCCGAAGAUUCCCCCGAAGAUGCUCCCGAGGCCACUCCCGAAGAUACUCCCGAGGCUACACCCGAGGAUACUCCCGAAGCCACUGCUGAGGUUGUAGAAGAAGUGAAAGAGGAUGAACCAGAAACUGAGGUUACUCCUGAAGUGGUUGAAGAGGUUAAAGAAGCUGAACCUGAAGUCGAGAGCCCUCCUGAUGUCGUUGACCCUUCACAGGAAGACGAUAGCAAGGAAGUCGUGGAAGACAAGAGCAACGUUUUGGACGAUGCACUUCCAAUUGCCACUGGGGCAGCAGCAGCCAUCGCCGCUGGAGCUGUCGCAGCUGAAGUCCUCUCUGACGACAAACCCGUGACCGACAAAGCAAUCGUCGAAGAACCUGAACAGCUUCCAGAGGUUGCCGAAGAACCAAGCCCAGGCGACGCUCCUCAGUCUGCUAAAUCCGAGAGAGAGAAGCACAGGCAUCGAUCAUCGCGACAUUCGCGCUCGGGUCAUCACCGGAGUAGUUCUAGCAAAGAUAUCCCUCGUGACGAGCGUCCUCACCACAAGCGCCGAGAGAGAGAGUCGUCGCCCAAGACGUCUUCUAGAUCUUCCAGGCCAAGCCGCCAUGAUAGUGGAGUAAGUGCUGGAAGUUCGGGCUCGCACAAGCACCGCAGUGAGCGAACGCCCGAAGAGCAAGCUGCCCACGAGAGGCGAAAGGAGGAAAAACGCGCCAGGGCCAGAGAGGCUGAGUUUGAUUUCUCUAAGUCGGUUGGCUCUGGAAACACUGCACAUGCCACUGUGCCACCAGUCUCGAGACGGCUAUCUUCCUCGAGGAGACACAGCACAGCUGAUAGCGACAAACGCAAAUUAAUGGAUCUGAAAGGCGUGAGUGUCGUUAAGGCCCCGUUCAUCGCAUCCGAGAAGCCUCAUUAUAAAGAGGUGGUCGAGAAAGUCAAGGCGCCUAUCAUGGAGCGGCCUCGAUUCUCCUUGGACCACGAGAGGCCGAGAAUCUUAAGACGGGAAACUACGAGUCACCAUACUCGCUCUCAUCGUAGGGAUAAAGAGGAGGAAGAUAGGGAGAGGGAGAAACGUAGAUCUGCUGAGGAGAGAGAAGCGAGACGUGCGAGAAGGGAGUCCGACAAAGCGACUCAGCUUGCUAGAGCCGAGGUUGCGGGAGAGGCGAGGAGACAGCAGGAGAAGGAGGACGAGGAGAGGAGAGCGAGGCGAGAGCAGAGGAGACGGAAGAGGGCCGAGGAAGCGGCAGCUGCAGAGAAGCUCUGUGAGGUUAGUGAUGAGAAAACCCCUCAGCCCAGCGUUGAGAGACGUAAGAGGUCGCGAAGGGAACGGGACGUUGAGGACGUUCGAGACGGCGAGGGUCCUAGAAGCAAGGAGAGAGUGCAUCGACACCGACACAGGCGUGAAAAGGAGGAGGAGCGAGAGCGAGAGAGAGAGAGAGAGAAACCGAAGAGCGCGCUCAGCUCCUUGUUCUCGAGUGUCAAGAAGAAGGUUUUCCACUGA